CUGGGGCUGGGGGUGGCGGGGUGGCAGCUUCGGACCUGGUCAGCUGCCCAGCUGGCGCUGCUGGGGGCAGAUCAGCCGUUGCCGCGGGGGGGGAGCCCUGCGGCGGCAGCGGGCGGGGCUGCUGGCAGCAGCGACGCAGCAGCUGCAGGACCAGCAGCAGCUGUAGGAUCAACGACAGCGGAGGCUUCCACCUCCUCGACCUUUUCAUCAGCAGGGCCCUUCAGCUCUCUGGUGCCUGAGCCGUUGCGCACAGCGGGCGUGUUUGAGGAAGACUGGAAGCACACUGACAAGUCCUGGCUGCUCGUCAUCCUGCUAGCGCGCCUCGGCACCCUCCUCACCGCCGCACACUGCCUCCUCACCGCCAACCCCGCAACCGCAACCGCCGCCGCUACCUUCGCCGCCGUCUGCUUCGCAGCUUCGCUGCUACCCGCCGCCAUCCCACACGUCCGCCAGCUCCUCGCCGCGUCGUCGUCGUACGGCAAUGGCGGGGCAGCCGCCGCCGCCAAGCUUGCCGUACCGUUGCUCGCUGCUGACGUGGCGUUCCUAGUCGCAUUGGCGCCGGCGGCGCCGCCGAUCGCUCGCGCCGUCGCCGCGGCGGCAAUGGCGGCGGGUCUGGCGGCUGCGGCCAUCGCCGCGGCGGCGUCGCCGCGACUAUCCGGGUUACGAGCUGCCGCCGGCGACGUGGCGACGUUUCAUGUGGUGCUGCGGUUGCCUGCCAGCGGUACCCUGAUCGAUACCACGUGGGGACAUCGGCCCUUGAGCGGCGUUGUGGGCGGAAUGCUUCAAGAAGAAGGAGGAAAGGAAGCAGCAGCAACAGCAACAGCAGCAGCGGCGGAACAAGACCAGCCGGCGGGUGUCGGCGCCGCUAUCGCCAGCGGCGGCAAGCCGAUGCAUGCCGGCGGCGAGGGCGAUCCGCAGGCUCGUUUCCGGCCGUUGGAGGCGCUGCUGUCCGCUGUCGUACUCGAGGGGCUGUACCUGGGGGAGCGGUGCAGCCUCACGCUCUCUCCCGACGACUUCCUCUCACUUGCCGCCGCCGCCUCCUCCUCCGCCUCCGUCACAUCCUCCGCCUCCGCCUCACCAUCGGCUUCCUCAUCCCCUCCCGAGGAGGAGGCCGUCACUGCAGGGGACGGGGAUCUGCCGCUGUCACCCACCUCAGUGGAGCUCUUCCACAACCCCGGGCUGGUUUGGUGGCAGUCACUUGAUGACCUGCACCGCAAGAUGGGUCUGGGAGCCGUCGGAACAGCGGGCAGCAGGCGGGAUGAAGAUGAGGAGGAGGCCGAGGAGGAGGAGGAAGGAGGCGAUGGUUCAACUUCCUCUAGCACCAGCCCUAGCACUAGCAGUAAGAUCACAAGCAGCAGUAGCGGUAGCAAGAGGAGUCCUGUACGGCAGGGCGAUGUGUUUUGGUAUCCGUUGGGGGGCCUGGUAUCGGAGCUGGGUUGCCGGCGGCUGAGCACGCAUGAGGGGGCGGGGGGGCAGCAGCAGGCGGGCAGGAGGAUAGCGGGGGCGGACAGCUGGGGCCCGGUGCGGGUUGCGGCGGUGUCUCCAUGCGGCCAGUGGGUGCAGCUGGAUGGAAAUGUGGGGAUGGAGAUGAGUGGGGAGGCGGUGGAGGUGGAAGUGGAGAUUGUGGAGCUGCGAAAGGGGGCAGGGCGGCCGCGGUGAGGGUUUCUGAACUGGCGUGUUGUUUGGGUAACAAGAAGUAAUUUGCCUGAAUGUAUGCCGUGACGGGCGUGUGAGGGUUAAGAGUUGAAGUGGCGCGAUUAAAAUGUCUACUGUAUCGGCUUGAGGAGGAGGCGUGACCCAUGGGUCGUUUCUUCGGUGUCGAUGGGCCUCUCCAUCCAUACGGUGUCCACCAGGAGCCCCAUUGCUGAGGUGUGAUUGGUUUGGUACACGGCGAGGGGCUGCUGCAGCCUGCAACAGCAGCAGCAGCAGCAGUGCUCUUACGGUACACUUCCCCUACCUCUCAUCUCUCCUACAGAGAGAUAGAUUUCACGUCCUGUAGCAACACCGGCAAGCGGUGACACCAUAAUGAAGCUUCGCUGGCAGUCCUUAAAACACAGUUAUAUCACGCGUUGCCCGAGGGGAUGUACGCCGUAAAGGGGAUCCGUACGCUGCCCCUUGCCGCCUAUGCACAUAUGCACGCAUGACACCUUGAUAAUUGGCACGGACAAAGUACGUCUAGUGGGUGGAGAAACCACGAUGUACUUGUAGUACUCAAGUCGCUGAUGACGAUAGCAGUGUGAUGCAUGCGCGCAUGCAGGCAGGCAGUCCACAGGCAGCACCAUGUCUAUACGUAAGGCACCACGAC
Messenger RNA from Astrephomene gubernaculifera, 2305 nucleotides. The record is from the annotation of a GenBank genome assembly. NCBI's taxonomy places the organism in Eukaryota, Viridiplantae, Chlorophyta, Chlorophyceae, Chlamydomonadales, Astrephomenaceae.